This is a messenger RNA of Pseudozyma hubeiensis SY62, 1845 nucleotides long. RefSeq names its product OTU-like cysteine protease. Gene Ontology annotation, molecular function: cysteine-type deubiquitinase activity. The record is from RefSeq and is a predicted model, not a curated record. The coding region runs from base 1 to 1845 and encodes 614 amino acids. The transcript has a single exon. Gene Ontology annotation, biological process: protein deubiquitination. Lineage: Eukaryota; Fungi; Basidiomycota; Ustilaginomycetes; Ustilaginales; Ustilaginaceae.
AUGGGAAGACCUCAACGCUCCGCUGCGGCGGGCCCGAGUCGACGCUCGGCGAGGGCUGCCUCCACCAUCAAGAAUGAACGCAUCACACGCAGCAGCAGAGCCAAGCACAGCUACGCGCUAGACGAUCCCGAGCAGGUCGAGCGAGAUCUCAACGCUCAACUCAAACGCAUGGGUCUCUACGCUGCCAACACCACCGGCGACGGCAACUGUCUCUUUCGCGCCCUCUCUGAUCAACUCUACGGCCACUCGGCUCGACACGCACACCUCCGACAGGAGACAUGCGAUCACCUUGCCGCUCGCCCCGACAGAUUUGCCGGCUUUGUCGACGACAAGCCUUUCGACCAAUACGUCAAGCUCAUGCGCGAGAAUGGCACCUACGGGGGACACUUGGAGCUCCACGCAUUCGCACAGAUGAAGCAGAAACAGAUCAAGAUCGUACAGCCAGGCCUCGUAUACGUGGUCGAAGGCGUCGACGACUCACCAGAAGCGAGACGGCUGCGGGACCAGAAGGAACAGGAGCGACUUCGCGUUCAGAGCAGCUUAGAGACACGCUCCGAUUCCGCGCCGCUCACAGAGAGGCAGAUGCGUAAACAGAAAAGGGACGAUGUGAAGCGCGACAAGAAACAGCCAUCCUCAGCUCCUCAGCAGGGCGAAGCAUCAACCUCUGCAUCGGCGUCGGCAGAGACGGCAACAGCAGAUGAGAGAGCCUCGAGCAGUCAAACAUCGUCCGCGGCCGCAGUCGCGACACCGGCGCCGUCUCCAGGGUCCGUCGAGGCUUCGCCGCCGCAACUUGCAGAAGCGUACGGUCCGCUCUACAUCGCGUAUCACAACUGGGAGCACUACAGCUCCAUUCGAAACAUCGAUGGUCCUCAUUCUGGACUUCCACGUAUCAAGGAGCAGAGCAUAGCAUCCGCCGGUGCUGCAGCUGCAGCCAGCGCAGACACCAAGACUCUGGCUAAGGAUGCUUCGACCAAGGCUGAGCCGACAACCGAAGAAAAGAUGGUCCUGCAGAGCAUCAGCGGGGAUCACGACCUCGAAGAAAUUCGUAGGCUGCUAGAAGAGAACCAGAAUGACUGGGCGCACGUCGUAGAGGUGAUUUUGGAGAAGGACGCCAUCAUCGACGAAGAAGAGGUCGGUGCAGAGCUCCAAGCCGUCCCGACUUCUGGCGAACAAGUCGACGGAUCAGAUCGUCUGACUGUGCCACCACUGCCGCCCCUCCCGGAUCAUAUGCGUCACUGGCGUGCCACGUCACCCUCUUCCGUCGACACCUCCGCCACUCACAGCAGCGGUGAAGGCGAUUCUCCUUCCACCACCGCCACGACCGAUGAUGGUGGCGACGCAACGGCCUGCGCUUCACCCGACUCAUCCAGCCUUUCGCGUGGUAGCACACCCGGCAUCGAAAAGCUGAGCGGCAAACGUGCCGCCUCGUCUGACGCCAUGACCAUGAGCAUGAUCCGCAGUCCCAAACGACGAUCACAGAGCAGGUCGCCCGAACUCGACGCUGCAGCGCAAUCGCAGUCUGGCGAGGGCGAUGCACAAGAUGCCGUCUCCACCUCUGUCGAUGCCAAAGCGCAGGAUGGACAAGCAGUCUACGAGAUCAUCAAACGCGGUCGAGGUCGUCCGCGCAAGGAUGGUCUUCCUAACAAGUCGACCAUCGCCAUCAAACGUCGUGUGCCCACAGCGCGCGAGAAGCGCGACGCUGCUCAGGCGCGCAAACGUGAACGUCAGCUCGAAAAGGUAGGGCGCACCCGCGCAACGAGCAGAGCGAGCGGAAGCGAAGCAGCGCCUGCCAACACCGGUCCUUCUGCGGCUGAAGUGUGCGGUUUCCGCGAGCUCAAGAUCUGA